Protopolystoma xenopodis is the source of this 792-nucleotide messenger RNA. Lineage: Eukaryota; Metazoa; Platyhelminthes; Monogenea; Polystomatidea; Polystomatidae. The record is from the annotation of a GenBank genome assembly.
UACUUUGCUCGCUUCCUCUUUGAGGCUCCGCUUAUUACACAAAGUGCUAUUGGCGUGCUUCGUCGCUACUGCUGGGUAUCUUCUCAGGCUCCCUAUGGAUUUCAGGUGGCCAUGAAGGAGAAAUCAACACUUUUCACAACUCUACCAACGCGACAUGAAAGGGUAGACAAAUUUGAUUGUUCAGGAGUUUACUGUGUAUCAUGCGGCGCCUACGAUCAGAAAUAUAUUGGCGAAACAGGGAGAAAAAUCAGCACCCCGAUCAAAGAACAUCAGGGGCUCUGCAGGAAAAUGGAUACCGAAAGACCAGAACUGGCGGAACACACCGCACAGUCUGGACACGAGAUCAUUUGGAAUGCAACAGAGCCCCAUACGCUGCUUCAUCAUCUAAUCGAGCUGCGUCCAAUCGGUCAACGUUGCGAUCUUCUUUCGCUCCUUCUCAAUUUCACCUCUGUGGAGCCAGCCGAGAUACGAAACGCGGCUAUUGCGGCCACUAAGGAUUUGGCCGGGUUGGGUUUGCCCUGGAGACAGCGAGUUGAGAACUAUGCAACCGAUCAGCUCUAUCAUCUUCUGUUGCCACGUCCCCCUCUCGACCUCUUCGCAUUUCGAGCCACUAGUGCAACUAGCACAUUUUCUACCUCGGCUGGACCUGGUACCGGUGUCGGGUCUGCUGGAGCAGCCGCUGCUCGCCUGGCUGCCACCGUUGGAAAUGAAUGGACCGAAGGAGCCUGUCUUGCCUGUCUUUAUCUAUAUUUGGCCCUUAUACCGGAAAAUCCCGGACUACUUAAUACGUGA